CAGCACCAUAGAUCCAACAGAGUAAGGAAGUUUGUGACUACAGACUGUGGCUGCCCACUGGUAGUGCAAUGUCAUAAUAAAGGAAGCUGCAUUCAAGGACCUGUUCAGAAGUUGUCUUGGCUUCAUACUAAUUUUAUAACAAAGCAAAGAAUAUAUUUAGUACUGACAGUGCCAUCACGAUCAGAGUCAAUUCUCUUUUCUCUGCAGGUAUAUAUGGGAAAUAUUUAAUAACCAUUUCAGGUUGUUGUUACAAAGAGAGGCUGGUUAUUUUGACAAUGAUCAUGUGGUUUGCCUGUCCACAUCAAUUUACUGAAAUUUAUUUUAUUGUAAGAGUUGGACUGAUCAAGAAUGAAAAUGAUGUCAGUUGAAUUUCCAGAAAUUCUCAAACCCUGUGCAGUUGGCAGCAUUCAUACAGCAGCUUUGUACAAUCUUGAAAAGGUCUUGAAGUAAAAAGUUAUUGAAUUUGCUAAAGGGCUUUGAAAAGUACUGGAUUCCUUUAUUGGGUCUUCAAAAGUCCUUGAAAUUCAAUACCUUGUCUACUCCACACUGUUUCCUGUGAAAUUAGAUUAUCUCACAGAGGAAAAUUUGGCUCGUCCUUGGUGUAAGAACCUGUAAAACUCACGGGUAAUCUAAUAGAGUACUAAAGUGUGACGUCAUAAAGAUGAAAUUUCUGAAAUUAUGGGAUUUGUCGGGAUAUUCUGAAAGAACAAGAGAGCCUACUUGCCAAAAAUGAGCAUUUCGGAGCAAAUUGUCUCUGAGAUCGUAGCCCAGUUACGCUUAGAAAACUCCAUACAAACCCUUCUAAAUUAUUUUUGGGUCGACCCAAAAAUCAAUUAGAAGGGUUUGUAUGGAGUUUUCUGAGUAUAGCCGGCUAACAUCUCAGAGACAAUAUUUGCCCCGAAAUGCUCAUUUUUGGCAAGUAGGCCUCUUGGACAUUGUUCUUUCAGAAUAUCCUGACAAAUCCUAUAAUUUCAAAAAUUUCAUUUUUAUGACGUCAUCACUUUAGUACUCUAUUGUUACAACAUUUUUGUGCAUAAACAAUAUAAUUUUUAUUUCUGUUUCCUUAUUUCAAAUGUUAUUUCUGUACCUCAGAUGCAACUUCAAGUCAUACCCAGUCGUUGCAAAGUGUUGUCACCGAAAGUGGUAUGGCUGAAGAAGUGAAAAUGGUAAAUGACUCCAUAGUUCAAAAAGGGGAUAAAAAUGCUGAUUUAUCGAAUAAGUCUUAG
This is a messenger RNA of Porites lobata, 1226 nucleotides long. Lineage: Eukaryota; Metazoa; Cnidaria; Anthozoa; Scleractinia; Poritidae. The record is from the annotation of a GenBank genome assembly.